AUGGGGAUCGAGGACGUCUAUCACGAGAUCAGUCACCUUCAAGUACUGCGUCGACCACCACCGCUGAAGUCUGACCCAGCGCGAAAAAACCAAAGCAAGUAUUACAGGUUUCACGGUGAGAGUAGGCUCACGACAACUGAAUGCUAUGACCUGAAGGACGAGGUCGAGAGAUUGAUCCGAGAGGGGAGGCUCAGUGAAUACCGAGCCGACCGUCGAAACAACAACAAUCGGCGGAAUAACGACCGACGGGAAGAUCAAAAGCAUGACAAUCCGCCCGAACCCGUCGGUGUUAUAAGAACGAUCUUCGGAGGGCCAUACCUCGGCGGCACCUCUCGCUGUGUGCAGAAGGAUUACAUGAGGGAGGCAAAAGACAAGUUCAACUCGAGGGUCAUGAACGUCUCCGAAAGAGAAGCCAAGGCCGCACGAUACGAAGAGGCUGAGAUCACGUUCUCAGAGGCCGAUGCAAACGGGGUGCAUUUCCCCCAAAGUAACACUCUAGUCGUGGAGGCCAUGAUCAGUAACCACACGGUUUGCCGCAUCCUGGUCAAUAAUGGUAGUUCGGUGGACAUUCUAUACUCUGGCUGCCUCGAUAAGAUGGGGAUUUCCCAAGCGAGGUUGCAAAAUAGCGCACAACCUCUAUAUGGCUUCACUGGGGACAGUGUUAUCCGAGAGGGGGCAAUAAAACUGCCCAUGACCAUUGGAGACCGACCACACACCUCGACCGUAAUGUCAAAGUUCUUGGUGGUGAAGGGAGGUGACCAAAACAACGCGGUCAUAGGGCACCCGACAUUGAGGGCGUUGAAGGCGGUUACGUCCAUCUAUCACCAGAUGAUAAAAUUUCCAACUCCCAACGGGAUCAGAAAAGUUUGA
This is a messenger RNA of Morus notabilis, 870 nucleotides long. RefSeq lists its product as uncharacterized. Lineage: Eukaryota; Viridiplantae; Streptophyta; Magnoliopsida; Rosales; Moraceae. The coding region runs from base 1 to 870 and encodes 289 amino acids. The record is from RefSeq and is a predicted model, not a curated record. The transcript has a single exon.